Molecule: messenger RNA, 15699 nt
Organism: Betta splendens (Siamese fighting fish)
Lineage: Eukaryota; Metazoa; Chordata; Actinopteri; Anabantiformes; Osphronemidae
Gene: fat1a
Product: FAT atypical cadherin 1a
Exons: 30
Coding region: 550-14499 (4649 amino acids)
Biological process (GO): homophilic cell-cell adhesion
Cellular component (GO): plasma membrane
Molecular function (GO): calcium ion binding
Source: RefSeq, a predicted model, not a curated record
GGGGGAGUGAGGCGAAGCGGUGUGAAGGCAGCGAAGUUAUUUUCCUGGAAAAUGCAACUUUUCGUCGUUGGGAAAACGCCUCGCUUGGUUGAGAUCGCGGAAAGGUCCGCUUUACCGAACGCGUCGUUUCGGAUGUGUGCGUAAAAACGAGCUACAAACUCGGGGUUUAGUUGGAUUUGUUUUACAAUGGGCCACGAGCAGAUGGUUCUUUUGUAGCUGCAGGUGAUCGUUUCAUAUUUAGGAGCGCGGUGUUACUAAUUAACCCGGCAUAAAACAUUUAUAACCUCCUCGUGCGUUUGUGACACGCCAAAGUAAAUCCUGUUUUUUAUCCGACUCUCCUGCGCGGACAUUGCAGCAUUUGCCUUUAUUUGUCUUUGUGUGGACUCUGAGUCGGAGACGUUGUAAAGCGGCAGUAAAACGAAUGCGACUGCCAUUUGGAAGCAGUUUCUGAGCCAUUUCCCCAGCGGAUUACACCGUGAUGGCAAAGAGAAGCCCCUGAUUGUAAGACCGGCACAAGAAAAGUGGUUUUGUGAAGAUCUCGGUACGAUAAUGGGGAAGCACUUGGUUUCGCUGCUCGUGCUGCUCCUGCAGCUCGUCUGUGGCUGUGCAGGAAACCAAAGGAUGACGAGGGCCGCCUCCUUGCAGUUUACCCACUCUGUUUACAAUGCCACCAUAUACGAGAACUCUGCUGCUAAGACUUACUUAGAGAGUCACACCAAGAUGGGGAUCUAUAUCACAGACCCAAGCUGGGAGAUAAGGUACAAAAUCAUUUCUGGAGAUAAUGAGAACUUAUUCAAAGCUGAGGACUACCUGCUGGGAGAUUUCAGUUUUUUGCGAAUAAGGACCAAAGGAGGCAGCACAGCCAUUCUCAACCGGGAGGUUAAAGACCACUACAUGCUGACUGUAAAAGCCACGGAGAGGAUCAGCAAUUUAGAGUCCCGCACCCGAGUGAAGGUGCAGGUCCUGGACACCAAUGAUCUGAGGCCCCUUUUCUCACCAACAUCUUAUAGCAUCUCUCUGCCGGAGAACACGGCGGUACGCACGAGCGUGGCGAAGGUCACCGCCACCGAUGCCGACAUCGGUACGAAUGGAGAAUACUACUAUAGUUUCAGGGAGUGGACGGACAUGUUCGCAGUGCAUCCAACAAGCGGCGUCGUGACGCUGACGGGCAAGCUGGACUACUCGGAGACAAAGCUGUACGAACUGGAGAUCCUGGCGGUGGACAGAGGCAUGAAGCUGUACGGCAGCAGCGGCUUCAGUAGCAUGGCCAAGCUCACAGUGAGGGUAGAGCAGGCCAACGAGCAUGCGCCUGUAAUCACCGCGGUGACUUUGGCCCCCUCGGAUGCAGACCAUGACCCCACCUAUGCUAUUGUGACGGUGGAGGACAAUGACCAGGGACCAAAUGGGGAGAUAGCAUCACUGAGUAUUGUGGCUGGUGACCCUCUUCAACAGUUCAAGUCUGUGAGAACCAGCCCUGGCAGCAAGGAAUAUAAAAUCAAAGCAGUGAAAGAUGUAGACUGGGAGGGCCAGCCUUUUGGAUACAACCUCACAUUACAGGCAAAGGACAAAGGCAACCCCCCUCAAUUUUCUUCUGCUAAAUUGGUACAUGUCACAUCAGCCCAGUUCAAAGUGGGCCCUCCUGUCUUUGAACAGGCCGUUUACAGAGUCAAUCUGAGUGAAUUCGCCCCUCUUCAUACUCCUGUCACUAUGGUAACAGCUGUGCCAAAGUAUCCACAGAUAAAAUAUGCUUUUAAACACAAAUCUGACAAGAACAGAUUUACGAUCAAUCCCGACACGGGUUUGAUCAGCACCGCUGGACCAAUCAGUGCUGAUUUUGCCUCCCAGUUUGAGCUAGAGGUGAUCACCAAUGACAAAAAAGCGGCAACAAAAGUAAUCGUCGACGUGAUUGAUGUGAACAACAACGCGCCAGAAUUCCAGCAGACGUCCUAUAGGGCUAGUGUAGAUGAGAAUGUACCUGUGGGGACCAGCGUGGUCACAGUUCAAGCCACUGAUCUGGACAAAGGUGAGAAUGGCUAUGUGACCUACAGCAUAACCAAUCAAAGCCCCCAGCCGUUUGUCAUUGACUAUUUCUCUGGCAUCAUCACUACCUCUGAGGAUCUAGAUUAUGAACUUAUGCCAAGAAUUUACCAUCUGAAAGUCAGGGCAUCAGAUUGGGGAUCCCCUUUCCGGCGGGAGGUGGAAUCAUCAGUCAUUGUAACAUUAAACAACCUGAAUGAUAAUAAGCCCUUGUUCGAGAAUGUGGACUGUGAAGUGACUGUGCCAAGGGAUCAUGGAGUGGGAGAGCAGAUAACAACAGUUUCUGCCAUAGAUGCUGACGAACUGCAGCUUGUGCGGUACAUCAUCAAAGCCGGCAACGAUCUUGACCUGUUCGAAAUGAACCCCAACUCCGGUGUGCUGUCCCUGAAACACACGCUGAGUGAGGGCGAAGCAGCCAAAGUCUCCUUCCAUAGUUUACAAAUCAUCGCCACCGACGGUGAACAUGAAACUCAGCCGAUGUUCAUGAACAUCACUGUCAUCACUGCACGAAAGCCCGUCCAGUUAAAGUGUGUGGAGACCGGGGUUGCCUCCAUGUUGGCGGAAAAGCUACUUCAGGGCAGCAAAGUGCACACGCAAACUGAGCCGUAUGACAACUUCAUGGACAUACACUCAGUCAACCGAUACGCGCCCCAGUUUGUGGACUCAUUCCCGAGUGUUAUUGAAGUCAAAGAGGAUCUUCCGGUUGGUGCUCGGAUCGUUCACUUAAGCGCCACAGACUCAGACAGUGGUUUCAAUGGGAAGGUUGUGUAUGUUGUUUCAGGAGGAGAUACUGAAAGCCGAUUUAUUGUAGACAUGGAGACUGGCUGGCUCUUGGUUUAUUCUCCUCUUGACAAGGAAACAACAGAUCAUUACACCCUCAACAUUACGGUUUAUGACCUUGGCAUACCACAGAAAUCCUCGUCACGCCUCCUGGAUGUUAAGAUCCUAGACGCCAACGAUAAUAGCCCAACAUUUUUGCAGAGUUCUUAUUCAGUUGAAAUAAGUGAGAGCACACCUGUUGGCACAGACAUCAUCCAGGUAGAUGCAACUGACAAGGAUCAAGGAGAGAAUGGAUUGGUAAAAUAUUCGAUUCUGGGCGGCACAGAUCACUUCGCGAUCAACGAGGAGAGUGGAGUGGUGACGGUGACAAAGUCACUGGAUCGUGAACUGCAUCCAGUUUAUGUCUUGAAGAUUGCGGCACACGACCAGGCAGUAAAUGAGCCUCAGCUCGUGUCCACGGUGCCACUUAAGAUCACGCUGGAAGAUGUGAAUGAUAAUCCACCCAAAUUUGUCCCACCCAAUUACCAUGUCAAGGUGAGGGAAGACCUCCCAAUCGGUACUGUAAUCAUGUGGCUGGAGGCUCACGACCCUGACGUUGGACCGUCCAGUCAGGUACGAUACAGUCUCAUCGACAACGGAGACGGGAAUUUCGAGGUGGACAAACUAAGUGGUGCCGUACGAAUUGUGCAAAACCUAGAUUAUGAGACAAGGCAGGUAUACAACCUGACGGCCAAGGCUAAGGACAAAGGGAAGCCCAUAUCGCUGUCAUCGACCUGCUUCAUUGAGGUGGAUGUGGUGGAUGUGAAUGAGAAUCUGUAUAGGCCUCUAUUCCGAUCGUUUGUGGAAAAGGGAUUUAUAAAAGAGGACGCACUUAUUGGGACUUCAGUAAUGACUGUAACAGCAGAGGAUGAAGACAAAGGAAGAGAUGGAGAAAUAAGAUACUCUAUACGAGAUGGAUCUGGUCUGGGGGUCUUCACCAUUGAUGAGGAAACGGGUGUUAUUCGGACCCAGGAGCUGCUGGAUCACGAGACGACGCCACACUACUGGCUCACGGUCUACGCCAUGGACCGCGGCGUGGUGCCGCUCUCGGCCUUCGUGGAGGUCUACAUCGAGGUGCAGGAUGUCAACGACAACGCCCCGCAGACGUCGGAGCCCGUCUACUACCCCUCUGUCAUGGAGAACUCCCCGAAAGAUGUGUCAAUCAUCAAAAUAAACGCGGUGGAUCCGGACGACAAGGGCAGCGAGAACCUCGCCUACAGAAUCACCAGCGGCAAUCCCCAGGGUUUCUUUGCCAUUAACAGCAAGACAGGUUUGGUCACCACUACUUCACGGAGGCUGGACAGGGAGCAGCAAGACGAGCACAUUCUUGAGAUCACCGUCACCGACAAUGGCGUUCCUGCAAAGUCCACCACCGUCCGCGUCAUCGUCAAAGUCCUUGAUGACAACGACAACAGGCCGUUGUUCCUGGAGAAGAUCUACAAGAUUCAACUCCCUGUGCGGGAGAAGCCGGAGAAAGAGAGAACCAUGAAGAGAGACCCGGUGUACCGGGUCAUCGCGUCGGACCGCGACGACGGACCCAACGCAGAGAUCUCCUACAGCAUCGACGCGGGAGACGAGCAGGGCAAGUUCUUCAUCGAGCCCAAGACUGGCCUGGUGUCGUCCAAGAAGUUCUCCUCUGCUGCAGAUUACGACAUCCUCACAAUCAAAGCCGUUGACAAUGGACGCCCUCAGAAAUCCUCCACCUGCCGCCUGCACAUCGAGUGGAUACCCAAACCCGAACUGCCGGCUGACGCCGCGCCGCUGCUCUUCGAGGAGUCGCCCUACACCUUCUCUGUAAUGGAGAGCGACCCCGUGGCACACAUGGUGGGCGUUAUCGCCACCGAGGCCUCCGACGUUCCCGUGUGGUUCGAAAUCACAGGCGGCAUAGAGGAUACUGAGAUGUUUUACAUCCUUCAGAUGACUUGUGACCACAACUGUACAGCAGAAGGUGGUAAUUAUGACAGCCGCUUUGACGUGGGCAAGGCCAGCGGAACCUUGAUUGUAGCGCGGCCCCUGGACGCUGAGCAGAAAUCAAAUUACAACUUGACGGUGGAAGCCACAGAUGGGACACGAACUGUCAGCACCCAGGUGCUUAUCCGCGUCAUUGACACCAAUAACCAUCGACCCCAGUUCUCGCAGCAGGUGUAUGUUGUGAGCGUCCCCGAGGACAAACCAGCGGGGACUGAGGUCAUACAGAUCAGCGCCGUGGACAGAGAUGAUAAGAACAAACUGACCUUUACCCUGCUGAGCAGUACCGAUCCCUUCAGCCUGAGGAAGUUCCGACUAGACCCAGGAACCGGAACGCUGUACACCGCUGAGCAGCUGGACCACGAGACCAUGCAUCAGCAUAUCCUCACCGUCAUGGUACGAGACCAGGACAUACCAGUAAAGAGAAACCUUGUGCGUGUCAUUGUCAAUGUGGAUGACAGCAACGACAAUGCACCCGGGUUCAUAGGCACGCCUUUCUCCGGCCGCGUGUUUGAGUCUGCUGCCGUGGGCUCAGCAGUGCUUCAAGUCACAGCGCUUGAUAAGGACAAAGGCUCCAAUGCAGAGAUUGUCUACAGCAUUGAAUCAGGAAAUGUUGCAAACUCGUUUGCCAUCGAUUCUGUUCUUGGGACAAUUACAGUAGGCAAAGAGCUGGAUCGCAGCAGCAAGGCCCGGUUUGAACUCACCGUAAAGGCAGCAGACAAUGGCGCCCCUUCUCUCUCAGCUACGGCCACUGUACACAUUGUGGUCACAGUUUCUGAUAAUGCAGCUCCUCGAUUCGCUGAAAAGGAGAUCUCUGCAGAAGUGAGUGAAUCAGCCCAUCCGGGAAGUUUCGUGAGCUUGGUCCCAGCCGUCAGCCAGUCGUCUGUGUUCUUUCAAAUAAAAGAGGGCAACAUCAACAAUGCAUUUGAUAUAAACCCAAACUCUGGAGUGGUUGUGACACAGAAAGCUUUAGAUUAUGAGACCACCUCUCAGUACAAGCUCAUCAUACAGGGCACCAACAUGGCCGGGCUUUCCAGCAACGCCACACUUCUGAUUCAUCUUAAGGACGAAAAUGACAACCCCCCAGUCUUUCUCCAGAGCGAGUUCCGAGGUGUAAUCAGCGAGUCCGCUCCCGUAAACAGCGUCGUUCUGACCCAUGACAACACUCCUUUUGUAAUUCGAGCCUCUGAUGCUGAUUGCGACCAAAAUGCCAUGCUCAGCUAUGAAAUUGUUGAACCUUUUGCACAUAACUAUUUUGCCAUUGACUCAAGCACAGGCGCAAUCAGAAUAACAACCGCUUUGGAUUAUGAACAGAGGAGCAUUUUCCGCUUCACCGUCCAGGUCCAUGAUCUAGGAAUGCCGCGUCUGUUUGCAGAGAAGGCAGCCAAUGUAACCAUUGAAGUAAUUGAUGUUAAUGACUGUUCACCAGUUUUCAGCCAAGAGCUGUAUGAGGCAACCAUUAUAGUUCCAACAUAUAAAGGGGUGAAGGUUGUUACAGUCAAUGCUACAGACGCAGAUUCUGGGCCUAACUCUAAACUCUUCUUCUCCCUAACUGAAGGAAAUAUAGGCGAUAAAUUUAAAAUGGAUCCCAUCGCGGGCAUAAUCUCUAUGCAGAAUGUCACACAGCUGAGGAGUCGAUAUGAGUUAAAAGUUAGGGUGUCAGAUGGAAGGUUCGGUGCCGUUGCUACAGUGAAGAUCAGUGUCAAAGAAAACAAGGAAAACAAGUUAAAGUUCACCAGCGAGUCCUACAAAGCCUAUGUCCAGGAGAACUCUUCUGACAAGAAGACACUGGCAGUCAUCGCUGCUGUCGGGAACCAAGUGAAUGAGCCUUUGUUCUAUCAAAUAUUAAAUCCCGAUAAAAGGUUUCAUAUCAGCCGCACAUCUGGAGUAAUGUCAACAACUGGAAUUCCAUUUGACCGCGAGACACAGGACUCAUUUGAUAUUGUCGUUGAGGUCACUAGACAGGACGCAACUGUAGAAGGGGCUCAUGUUUUAGUAACCGUUACAGUGGGAGAUGUAAACGACAACCCUCCAAUGUUCGUAAACCUCCCCUAUCAUGCGCUAGUCCAGAUGGACGCGGAGGAAGGCCACUUCAUCCGACAGGUCACGGCGGUCGACAGAGACACCGGUCCGAAUGCAGAGAUCCAUUAUCACCUGAAGGAGCAUCAGGAGCACUUUCAAAUUAGCCCCUCUGGUGAAAUCUCCCUCAAGAAGAAAUUUGAGAAGGAGUCGCUUAACACAGACUUUGUCCUUGUUGUUAUCGCGAAGGAUAACGGCACGCCAGCCCUUUCCGCUGAAGCAGAAGUGCCAAUAACUGUGGUUAACAAAGCGAUGCCUGUCUUCGAGAAGCCCUUUUACAGCAUUGAAAUCCCUGAAAACAUUCAGUUGCACGCACCUGUUCUUCACGUACAGGCCAAUGACUCUGAAGGCCCUCGUAUCGUGUACACCAUCGCUGAAGGAGAUCCUUUCAAGCAGUUCUCGAUUGAUUUCAACACAGGUGUUAUUCAUGUGAUUCAGCCGUUGGACUUUGAGACGCAUCCUGCCUAUAAGUUAAACGUAAGAGCCACAGACUCACUGACUGGAGCCCACUCAGAGGUGUUUGUUGACAUCAUACUAGAAGAUGUAAAUGACAAUGCUCCUGUUUUUCUGUCAAAGUCCUAUAAUGCCAGUAUUUCAGAGGCCUCUGUCAUUGGCACCUCCGUUUUGCAAGUCAGUGCCAAAGACUCAGAUACUGGUAAUAACAAAGAAUUGUUCUUUCACUUGGUUGAGGAAAAGGGGAAAAGCAGCGAGUAUUUCUCUAUCAAUCGCGACACCGGUGUAAUCUCUACAGCUCAGAUACUUGAUCACGAGGUGAUCCAACAGCACAAGCUGAGGGUCCGCGUGGUGGAUGGAGGAGUUCCAGCCCUGUCCACUGAUGUAACUGUGGUGAUAGACGUCACUGACCUAAAUGACAAUGCCCCGACCUUUUCAGAGCUCACCUAUAAAAGUACCGUGAGUGAGCUGGCGCCACGCGGACACUUCAUCACUCAAGUCCAAGCAUCAGAUGCUGACAGCUCAGACGCAAACAAUUUGGAGUUCUCAAUUACAUCUGGAAACGAAGAUCAGAACUUCGCUAUAGACAAACAAACCGGUGCCAUAGUCAUAUCCAACCACCGGAGGCCACACAUGCAACCUCUUUACAAGCUCAACGUGUCGGUCUCGGACGGUGUGUUCAGGAACUCUGCCCUUGUCGUGGUCACCGUUAUUGGUGCUAACUUCCACAACCCCACUUUUGCUCAGGUGGAGUAUGUGGUAGAGCUUGUUGAAAACUCACCUGUUGGUACGUUGGUAGCAGAAGCAAAGGCGACUGAUGACGACGAAGGAAUGUAUGGACAAAUAACUUACCAGAUUGUCAAUGACUUUGCCAAAGACAAGUUUUCUGUCAAUGAAAAUGGGGAGAUUUUGACCCUAGAGAGCCUCGACCGGGAGAAUGCCAUUGAGAAGGUUAUACCUGUUUCUCUCGCAGCUAAAGAUGGUGGAGGUAAAGUGGGCUUUUGUAUUGUCAGUGUCAUUCUCACAGACGUCAAUGAUAAUGCCCCACAAUUUCGGGCCGCUGAGUACAAAGCUACCAUUGCGUCAGAUGUCCCGAGGGGAACCUCUGUGCUCAGAGUCGCUGCUUCAGACAUGGAUGAGGGAAGCAAUGCUGACAUCGAAUACUCAAUAGAAGCAGAUGUUGAAAAUGUGGGCGAGAACUUUGAAAUUCAUCCAACAUCUGGAGUCAUCGUAACCAAAGAGAGUCUAAUUGGACUUGAAAAUGAGCUCUAUGCAUUCUUUGUCAGAGCAAAGGACACUGGAAAUCCACCCAAACAUUCAGUGGUUCAGGUUCAUGUUCGUAUUGUCGCACCAGAAACCCCAAUCCCUCUAUUUUCCGAACCACACUAUCGUUACACCUUAGCGGAAGAUCUUCCCAUUGGCACGGAAAUUGAUGUGAUUCAGGUGCAAAGCGAACAACCAGUUGUCUACAGCCUUGUGAAGGGGAACACGCCUGAGAGCAACAAAGACGAGGUGUUUGUUGUGGACAGAGACAGCGGAGCCCUGAAGCUUCAGAAGAGCCUGGACCACGAGGCCGCCAAGUGGUACCAGCUCACUUUGCUCGCCCAAACCCAGCAUGCGAGCUAUGAGGUCGGUGCAUCUGUGAAUGUAAACAUCCAGGUGAAAGACAUUAACGACAACAAGCCCAUCUUUGAGUCAGACCCUUACGAGGCCGUCAUUGUUGAAAACCUUCCCAGUGGGACCCAAGUGAUUCAGGUCAAGGCCAACGACCAGGACUCCGGAUCCAACGGCCAUGUCGUUUACAGCCUCGACCCGAGGCAGAACUCGCAGGAGAUCUCCGAACUGUUUGCUGUCAACAGUGAAACCGGAUGGGUGACCACCCUGAAAGAGCUGGACCGCGAAAGGAUGAGCAAAUAUACAAUUGGCGUCCUAGCCACAGACCAAGGUGACAAAGUCCAACACGUCACAGGCACCAAAGUGGAGGUAGCAGUAGUUGACGUGAACGACAACCCGCCUCGCUUCACGGCAGAAAUCUAUAAAGGCACAGUGAGUGAAGAUGACCCUCCGCCCAGCGGGGUGAUCGCUAUCCUCAGCACCACAGACGAGGAUUCUGAGGACAUCAAUAAGCAAGUGAACUACUUCAUCACAGGAGGAGACCCACUCGGCCAGUUUGCCAUCGAACACAUUCAGAAUGAAUGGAAGGUGUCUGUACGGAAGCCCUUGGAUCGUGAGGAGAAGGACAACUAUCUGCUCAACAUUACAGCCAGUGAUGGCAUCUUUACUGCCAAGGCCGUUGUGGAGGUCAAGGUGUUGGAUGCCAACGACAACAGCCCCAUGUGCGAAAAGUCCCUGUACAGUGAGAGCGUCCCGGAGGACUCCCCUGCCGGCAGGCUCAUCUUGCAGGUCUCUGCCACAGAUGCUGACAUUCGCUCAAACGCCCAAAUCUCCUACGAGCUCCAGGGAGUUGGAUCCGAAUUGUUCGCCAUCGACUCUGACACAGGGGAGCUGAAGACGUCACAGCCCCUGGACCGAGAGGAGCGGGACGAGCACAGGUUCAAGGUGCGGGCUGUGGACGGCGGGGGGCGCUACUGCGAGGCCGACAUCCACAUCACGGUGGAAGACGUCAACGACAACCCGCCCCAGUUCUCCGCCGACCCCUACACCUUCACGGUCUUCGAGAACACAGAGACGGGCACAUACGUGGCAAAGCUCCUGGCAAAUGACGUCGAUGCUGGCCUGAACAGUGACAUCCUCUACUCGCUGGUCGAUCCGGCCGGGGGCUAUUUUUCCAUCGAUGAGCACACCGGUGUAAUAAGCCUGGAGCGGCCCCUGGACCGCGAGGUGCAGUCGGUGUACGAGCUGAAGGCCCGGGCCAGCGACCAGGGUCUGCCCCGGCUCUCCUCGCUGAGCCAGGUGGUGCUUUCAGUGCUGGACAUCAACGACAACCCGCCGGUGUUCGAGCAUCGCGAGUACAUUGCGACCAUGUCGGAGGACGUGGCCGUCGGCACGCAGGUGCUGAGGGUGCAGGCCGCCAGCCGCGACGUGGAGGCCAACGGGGAGAUCUCCUACAGCAUCCUGAGCGGGAAUGAGCACGGCCUGUUCAGCGUGGACCCUCGCACCGGCGACAUCUUUGUGAUCGAGCCGCUGGACUACGAGGUUUCCCACGAGUACUACAUCACCAUAGAGGCCACGGAUGGCGGCUCGCCGCCGCUCAGCGACAUGGCCACCGUGGCCAUCAACCUCACUGACGUCAACGACAACAGGCCUGUCUUCAGCCAGGACGUCUACACGGCCGUCGUCAGCGAGGACACUGAGCUGGGAAAGACUGUGAUGGCGGUGGUGGCCGAGGACGCCGAUGGGCCGUCUCACAAUCACGUUCGUUUCUCCAUUGUGGACGGGAACCAAGGGAGCCCCUUCACCAUCGAUCCCGUCCGAGGCGAUCUCAGAGUGGCCCGCCAGCUGGACAGAGAGCGAACGUCAGGGUACACGCUAACGGUGGUAGCCUCAGACAACGGGGUGCCCCCUCUAUCUAGCAGCACCACUAUCAACAUCGACAUCUCUGAUGUUAACGACAACCCGCCGCUUUUCUCCCAGGCCAACUACAGCCUCAUCAUCCAGGAGAACAGGCCCAAAGGCACAAGUGUUCUUCAGCUCACCGUGAGCGACCGGGACGCCUCCCACAACGGCCCACCGUUCACCUUCGCCAUCGUGGACGGCAACGACGCCGGCGCUUUCCACAUCGACCAGCGCGGAGCUCUAGUGGCCGUGGGAGGGCUGGAGAGGAGGAGCAGAGAACACUACCUGCUUCAAGCGCAGGUGUCAGACAGCGGCAAGCCUCCGCUGCUCUCCACCGCCUUCAUCAGCGUGCGCGUCAUCGAGGAGAGCGUCUUCCCGCCCGCCAUCCUUCCUCUGGACAUCUUCGUAACCACGGCCGCGGACGAGUACCCCGGAGGCGUCCUGGGCAAGAUCCAUGCCACCGACCAGGACAUCUACGACACGCUGACCUACAGCCUCGCGGCGAGGGACGAGGACGCCUUGUUUUCGGUCGCCGCCUCGGACGGGAAAGUGAUCGCCCUGCGGCCCCUGGACGUGGGCCACUACUCGCUCAACGUGACGGUGAGCGACGGGCGCUUCACGGCAGCGGCCGACGUCACCGUGCACGUCCGGCAGGUGCCGCGUCAGGGCCUGGACAACUCCAUCGCCGUGCGCUUCGCCAACAUCGCCCCCGAGGAGUUCAUUGGGGACUACUGGCGGAACUUCCUGCGGGCCCUGAGGAACAUCGCCGGGGUGAGGAGGAGCGAGGUCCAGCUGGUGAGCCUGCAGCCCUCGGAGCAGGGCGACCUGGACGUGCUGUUGACGCUGGAGCGCUCGGGGAGCCCCUACCAGUCCCAGGAGGUCGUCUUCCGUAAGCUGAACUCCUCCGCCACCGUGAUCGAGGAGAUGACGGGCGUGCGCAUCGUGCGGGUGGUGCAGAAGCUGUGCGCCGGGCUGGACUGCCCGCUGCACUUCUGCGACGAGGUGGUCUCCCUGGAUAAGACGGCCAUGUCCACGUACAGCACGGCCCGGCUGAGCUUCGUCACCCCGCGGCACCAGAGGACGGCCACCUGCCAGUGCCAAGGUGGCAGAUGCCCUGUGCUGAACAACCUGUGUGAGAACAGCCCCUGUCCUGAGGGAAUGGAGUGUGUGGCAGAUCCCAGAGAGGCCACGUACAGCUGCGUGUGUCCGGAGGUCAAAAAGGGCAAAUGCUCUGAUGGCCACUCGCUGACGUUCAGCGGCAGCGGCUACGUGAAGUACCACCUGAUGGAGAACGAGAACAAGGAGCUGAUGAAGCUGUCGCUGAGGCUGAGGACCUUCUCCAGCCACGCUACGCUCAUGUACGCCAAGGGCACGGACUACAGCAUCCUGGAGAUCGUGAACGGCCGCCUGCAGUACAAGUUCGACUGCGGCAGCGGGCCGGGCCUGGUGUCGGUGCACAGCGCGCAGGUCAACGACGGCGAGUGGCACGGCGUCUCGCUGGAGGUGGACGGCAACUACGCCAAGCUGGUGCUGGACCGCGUGCACGCGGCCUCGGGCACGGCGCCGGGCACGCUGCGCACCCUCAACCUGGACAACAGCGUGUACUUCGGCGGCCACGCGCGGCAGCACGGCCCGGCCCGGCUCGGCCGCAGCCUGCCGGCGGCCAGCGGCUUCCGCGGCUGCCUGGAGGCCAUCGCCCUCAACGGCCAGGAGCUGCCGCUCAACACCAAGGCCCACUGGAGCCACGCGGUGCUGGAGGACGCGGUGGACGUGAGCCCGGGCUGCGCGCUGGCGCCCGCGCCCGCCGAGAGCUGCUCCAGCAACCCCUGCACCAACGGAGGGAGCUGCACCUCGCUGCCCAACGGAGGCUACUUCUGUAAAUGUCCUGCCUCUUUCAUGGGCACCCACUGUGAGAUCAGCAUCAGCCCGUGUGCGUCCAACCCCUGCCUGUACGGAGGCACCUGCGUCCCUCGUGCAGACGACUUCUUCUGCCAGUGCAGAGGACAGUACUCAGGACAGAGGUGCCAGCUGGGGCCGUACUGCAGAGACAACCCCUGUAAGAACAGCGGAAAGUGUAUCGACAGUCUGGACGGUCCGGUGUGUGAGUGUGAAGCCGGCUUCCAGGGAGACAGGUGCCUGAGCGAUGUCGACGAGUGCAUCAAGAACCCCUGCGCCAACGGAGGCCAGUGCCAGAACACGUACGGCUCCUACAACUGCAACUGCUCGCAGGGCUUCAGCGGGCAGGUCUGCGAGCUGCGCGCCGAGGUCAGCAACGAGGUCGUCUCCACCUCCUGGAACAUCGGCCUGGAGGAGGUGAUCGGCAUCGGGGUCUUCGUCUUCAGCAUCCUCAUCCUGGUCCUCCUCUUCAUCAUCAUCCGCAAGCGGGCCUGCCACAGCAAGGCCAAGGCGGACAGCGACAGCAAACACCUGGGGGGCUCCAACGUCCCCCACUCCUUCCUCCAGAGACCCUACUUUGACGCCAAGCUCAACAAGAACAUCUACUCCGACAUCCCGCCUCAGGUCCCCGUGCGACCCAUCUCCUACACUCCCAGCAUUCCCAGCGACUCCAGGAACAACCUGGACAGGAACUCGUUCGAGGGCUCCGCCAUCCCGGAGCACCCGGAGUUCAGCACCUUCAACCCAGACUCUGGUCACGGACACCGCAAGACGGUGGCGGUGUGCAGCGUGGCGCCCAACCUCCCCCCUCCCCCGCCGUCCAACUCCGUGUCCGACAGCGACUCCAUCCAGAAGCCCAACUGGGACUAUGACUAUGACGCUAAAGUGGUGGACCUGGACCCGUGCCUGACCAAGAAGCCCGUGGAGGACAGCGCCUGCCACCCCUACAACACCAGAGGCAGCAUGUCUGAGGUCCAGUCCCUCAGCUCCUUCCAGUCAGAGUCCUGUGACGAUAACGAGUCUUUUUUGGCUCAUGAUCUCAAGAACUCAAGAGGAUAUCACUGGGACACAUCUGAUUGGAUGCCAAGUGUUCAACUUCCUGGAAUCCAGGAGUUCCCACAGUAUGAGGUCGUGGAGUCGCCCGCCCCUCUGUACAGCGACCCGAGUGCCAUCGACACCGAUUACUACCCCGGCGGCUUUGACAUUGAGAGCGACUUCCCUCCGCCGCCGGAGGACUUCCCCCUCAGCGACGACCUCCCGCCGCCGCCCGUGCCGGGCUACGGCGACCGCUGCGACACGCUGCGGGCCCUGAGCAGAGACCUGGACCCGUCGGCAGCAGGUUCUGGCUCCGGGGGGGUCCGCCAGCGCCCGGCCCUGCCCCAGCUCUACAGCCUCAACCAGUACCUGCCGCAGCACGCCUACCCGAGCGACGGCGCCGACGCCGAGGCUCCCGGCGCCACGUCCACCUCGGCCGGCACCACCCCAGCCUCCACCCUGUGCAGCCGCGGAUACCGAGGGGACUUCCCCCUGGGCUGCAGCCGGGACUUCGACUCCUCCGCUCUGGACAAUGUGUCCAUGUCUCUGUACACGUCCACGGCCUCCUGCUCGGACAUGUCGGCGUGCUGCGAGGAGUCCGAGGCGAUGAUCAGCGACUACGAGAGCAGCGACGAGGGCCUCUUCGAGCAGCUGGCCGUCCCGGCGCUGGACUCCCAACAGCACACUGAAGUCUGACACUGGAUCCAAACAAAAGUGCCUGAAGCCACAGUUACACCUUCCGCUACCCCCAGUACACAAACACGCACAGUAUGUGGACACACCAACACCGCACCGCACAUACAUGCACACAAAUGGUGAACUGAGUCAAAGCUGGGGUCGUGAGGAGUUCACAGCGCCAGGGACCGUCAUCACUGGAGGAAGACUGUGCGAAGGAUCGACUCUCGAUGUCACGCGAAUGAACCUGUUUACGCCCGCGUUGGCAGGAGACGGAAAGAUGCUAGCGACCGCUUUCCAACCCUCCAAGGUAAACUUCCCUUUUCAAUCCUUGCUACGUGGCCUCGUAGCUGAAUAGAGCGCCCCAGGUUUGAUCCCCGCCUCUGGCACCAGGUGUGUCCUUGAGCAAGACACUUCCCACUAGCUCCCCGUUCUCGCAGGAAAUGGGACGAAUGCAGAGAUGAAUUUCCAACACUCAAUAAAGUUUCAGUUAUAUCAUUACUGUUAUUACAAGUGUGAGACGUGUUAGCCCACACAGACACUAUUUGACCGUUCAGAUGAUAAAAAAAUGUGGCCAAUGUCGUCUAGUCAAAGGUUAAGAUCCUUCAAGUGUCGUUUCUGCUGCUGCCAACGCGGCCGCGUGUUCAUGAUGACUGAUGAAUGCUGGGAUUGCGUGGAGCUCCAUGCGACAGUGAAACACGAAGAUCUUUCUUUCUAUAAAAUAAAGCAAGAAAAAAAAAUGUUUUUUAUGCAAGUCCUCAUUUUCAGUGUAAAUUUGCCUGUACAGUUUUGAUUUCAAAGUUUUACUAGGUUUUGUAGAUAAUUUUUAUUUGAAAGCAGUUCAGUGGUGUGACAUUAUCAGCCUUACUGUGCUUAAACUCAUGAAACAGAAACAUUAAAAAGAGCGUGGCGUGUGCAGACACUAUACUCGUAACGUUUCUCGUCUCCUGCUCAUUUAAAAAAGGGUCUUCAACGAACGACUGCAUAUUGUUGUGUUGUUUUUUUUUAAUUUGUGUGUAAAUUUUGACUUCGGAACCUCUUUAUUUUUCCACCAAGAAAAUGGGACCCAAUAUAUUUAUAGUUGCAGAGUUAUCCAUAGACACCUGGCUUUUUCAGGGGUCUAUGUGUGUGUGAGCAACGCUAUGGUCUUGUUAACGUUUUUAUUGAAUACUGCCACAAGCUCACGCUUUCAUACUGUUAAUAAAUUAUUCCUAAAAAAUA